Messenger RNA from Propithecus coquereli (Coquerel's sifaka), 1284 nucleotides. It is a transcript of the gene GUCD1, whose product is annotated as guanylyl cyclase domain containing 1. Lineage: Eukaryota; Metazoa; Chordata; Mammalia; Primates; Indriidae. The coding region runs from base 195 to 914 and encodes 239 amino acids. The transcript is spliced from 6 exons. The record is from RefSeq and is a predicted model, not a curated record.
UGGCUCGGCCGGGGCGGGGCUUGGGGCGGCCCAGCAGCCUCCUAACGUUCUCCCCACCGCGGCGGCGGCGGCGGCGGCGGCGGCGAAGGAAGAACUCUACGCGCUCCGGCCGCGCUCCAGCCCCAGCCCCAGCCGAAGCUGACGCUGUAGCCCGCUCUGGGCCGGGGCCAUGGGCGCCCCGCGCCGCCCGGGUCAUGAGGACGGAGGCGGAGGCAGCGGGCCCGCCACUCGAGCCCGGGGACUUUGUGCAGCUGCCCGUGCCCAUCAUCCAGCAGCUGUACCACUGGGACUGUGGCCUGGCCUGCUCCAAGAUGGUGCUGCGGUACCUGGGCCAGCUAGACGACAGUGAGUUCGAGAGCGCCCUGCAGGAGCUGCGGCUGACCAGGAGCAUCUGGACCAUCGACCUGGCCUACCUGAUGCGCCACUUUGGCGUGAGGCACCGCUUCUGUACCCAGACCCUGGGCGUUGACAAGGGCUAUAAGAACCAGUCCUUCUAUAGGAAGCACUUUGAUACAGAGGAGACCCGGGUGAACCAGCUGUUUGCACAAGCCAAGGCCUGCAAGGUGCUGGUGGAGAAAUGCACGGUGAGCGUGCACGACAUCCAGGCGCACCUGGCGCAGGGCCAUGUGGCCAUCGUGCUGGUGAACUCAGGGGUGCUGCACUGCGACCUGUGCUCCAGCCCUGUCAAGUACUGCUGCUUCGCCCCCAGCAGCCACCGCUGCUUCUGCCGCACACCCGACUACCAGGGCCACUUCAUCGUCCUGCGCGGCUACAGCCGGGCCACUGGCUGCAUCUUCUACAACAACCCGGCCUACGCCGACCGAAUGUGCAGCACCAGCAUCAGUAACUUUGAGGAGGCCAGAACCAGCUAUGGCACAGACGAGGACAUCCUCUUUGUCUACUUGGACAGCUGACAGCUGGAGCCUGGUGUGCCCAGGCCCUCAGACCCCACCCCCACUGCAUCUGGGCCCACUCAGGAUGCCCUAGUCCAGGCCCAGGGCUGCUGGAGCCGGGAUGCGGAGCUGCAGCCUCAGCCUACCUGGCAAAGCCCCAGGCAACUCUGGGAGGUUGCGGCAAGGUUGCUGCAUCCGCCAGCGCUGUGUGUUGUGCUGCUUACCCUGAGCACCUGCUGGGUGCUGGAAGCGUCCCCAGAGCAUCUGAGAGGAUCCUUUCCCCAGGACCCCAGGCCCGGAGAAGUCCAGCCCCAAGGGUGCCCUUCCUGCCUUCAAGCCGGACCCAUAGCCAGGGUCCGGCCCGAAGGGAGAGGCCUAAGUUAGUCUCCCC